This is a messenger RNA of Penicillium paradoxum, 1470 nucleotides long. RefSeq names its product putative 2-methylcitrate dehydratase (PrpD). The record is from RefSeq and is a predicted model, not a curated record. NCBI's taxonomy places the organism in Eukaryota, Fungi, Ascomycota, Eurotiomycetes, Eurotiales, Aspergillaceae. Bases 1 to 1470 code for a protein of 489 amino acids. The transcript is spliced from 2 exons. Gene Ontology annotation, molecular function: lyase activity.
AUGUCCCGCUCAUACGAUCAGCCAAUAAUAGACAUAGUAAACUAUGUUUACCACUACUUGAUCGACCCAGAUGACGAGGCAAUUUGGGGAUGUGCACGAACGGCCCUCCUCGACGCAAUGGGCUGCGCUAUAGAGACAGCGGCGACGAGCAUGGAAUGCCAAAAGCUGCUCGGCCCCGUGAUCAAAGGGACUGUCGUGCCGGGUGGAUUCAGGGUUCCGGGAACGGCGUUGCAGGUUGACCCCGUGAAGGGGGCUUUUGAUCUGGGCGUCUUGAUUCGGUAUCAGGAUCAUAAUGAUGCACUAAGCGGUGCGGAGUGGGGACAUCCAUCAGAUAAUCUCGGUGCUAUAAUCUCGGUGAUGGAUUGGCUGUCGCGCGCAAACUUAUCUGAACGAGGGGUUCACAGUGGCCCGCCCUUGACGAUGCAGAUACUGCUCAUUGCGCUGAUCAAGGCGUACGAGAUCCAAGGGUGUUACCAAAUGCGGAACGCGUUCAAUUCCUAUGGAAUCGACCAUGUGGUAUUGGUCAAAUUGGCUUCCACAGCUGUUGUUUGUUGGUUGCUUGGACUGACUGAAAAUCAAGCCAUGGCAGCCAUUUCUCAUGUUUGGAUGGACGGCCAUCCAAACCGGCUAUACAGAUCCGGCACAAACACUAUCCCAAGGAAAGGGUGGGCAGCAGGAGAUGCGACGAGAAGAGCUGUGCAAUUGGCACUGCUGGUACGGGAAGGCCAGCCUGGUUCACCCGAGGCUUUGAGCGCGAAGCCGUGGGGUUUUUGGGAGCAGACGUUUGGUGAGACGGGAUUUGUACUUCCACGACCCUUUGGUUCGUGGACAGUACAAAACGUGCUGUUCAAGAAUAUGCCCGUAGAAGGACAUGCGAUAUCGGCCGUGGAAGCAGCCGUACUGCAAGCUCGUCUGUUUCGACAAAUGGGGUUGUCAGAUCCUCUCAAACAGGUCAAACGAAUAGAUCUGAGGACCACUGCUGCUGCCUUCUUAAUCGUGAACAAGCAUGGACCGCUGCGCAAUGCUGCUGAUCGUGACCAUUGCAUCCAGUAUGUGGUUGCCUUGGCUUUCUUGAAGGGCAGUCCACCAGAGGCUAGGGACUAUCUAGAUAAGAGUCCAUGGGCGACGAGCGAAGAACUCGGAGUUUUGCGAGAAAGAAUAGUGGUGCAGCCCGACUCUAGGCUCACCGAGGAUUACCUAGACUUGGACAAGAAGAGCAUCGGUGCGGGAAUGACUGUUCAUCUCGAAGAUGGUUCUUCGAUCCCUGAGAUCCUAAUUGAGUACCCCGUUGGACAUGCCCGGAAUCCAAAGACACCAGCAGCGGUGCAAAAGAAGUUUUUCCAAAACAUGGGGCUUAUGUUCUCCGCAACAGAGAUUGGUCGGAUAUUGGGUGCUGUUCAAGAUCCAAAUACGUCGGUCUCGGAUUUCAUGGACUUGUUCACCCGUCCGUCGGCCAAAGUAAAAUUGUAG